AUGAGGCUCUUCCGGAGACGUUACAGCCCCUUGAAGGUGGCUUUGGCGGGCGCCAUCUUCGUCAUCUUCCUCUUCAUCCUGCAGAAGGACGUGGGGAACAAGGACCCGAGCGAGGAACCCUGGCUGAAGAACAUCGUCCAGGGGAAGGACCAAGUCCUUGACCUGAUGCUGGGGGCGGUCAACAACAUCCGAGACUCGAUGCCGAAGCUGCAGAUCGGAGCUCCGGUUCGGCAGGAGGAACUGCCGCCCAGCGCUCGCUCCUGCCUGCCCGGCGUCUACACGGCGGCGGAGCUUCGGCCGCUGAUGGAGAGACCCCCCCAAGACCCUGCCAGCCCCGGAGCCGACGGCAAAGCCUUCAAGAAGGAUCGAUGGACGCCGGAGGAGACGAAGGAGAAGGAGCGAGGUUACGAGAAGCAUUGCUUCAACGCCUUCGCCAGCGACCGCAUCUCCCUCCAGCGAGCGCUGGGACCCGACAGCCGCCCACCGGAGUGCAUCGACCAGAAAUUCAAGCGAUGCCCCCCCCUGCCCACCACCAGCGUCAUCAUCAUCUUCCAUAACGAAGCUUGGUCGACGCUGCUGCGGACGGUGUACAGCGUCCUGCACGCCUCCCCGGCCCUCCUGCUGAAGGAGAUCAUCUUGGUGGACGAUGCCAGCACGGAUGACUACCUGAAGGACGAGCUGGAUCGCUACGUGGAGCAGCUCCAGAUCGUGCGAGUCGUGCGGCAGGAGGAGAGGAAAGGGCUGAUCACGGCGCGGCUGCUGGGGGCCAGCAUGGCCAGCGGGGAGGUCCUGACCUUCCUGGAUGCCCACUGCGAGUGUUUCCACGGCUGGCUGGAGCCCCUCUUAUCCCGCAUCGCCGAAGAGCCCAUGGCUGUCGUAAGCCCCGAUAUCGUCACCAUCGAUCUCAACACCUUCGAGUUCUCCAAGCCCGUCCAGAACGGCAAACAGCACAGCCGGGGCAACUUCGACUGGAGUCUGACUUUCGGCUGGGAGGUCAUCCCGCCCCGGGAGAGGCAGCGGAGGAAGGAUGAGACCUUCCCCAUCAAGUCCCCGACCUUUGCCGGCGGCCUCUUUGCCAUCUCCAGGUCCUACUUCGAGCACAUCGGCUCCUACGACGAUCAGAUGGAGAUCUGGGGGGGUGAGAACGUGGAAAUGUCCUUCAGGGUCUGGCAGUGCGGGGGUCAAGUCGAGAUCAUCCCUUGCUCUGUCGUGGGUCACGUCUUCCGCUCCAAGAGCCCCCACACCUUCCCCAAGGGCACCCAGGUCAUCUCCAGGAACCUGGUCCGCCUGGCCGAGGUCUGGAUGGACGACUACAAGGAGAUCUUCUACAGGAGGAACCAGCAAGCUGCGCAGAUGGCCAGAGAGAAGACGUAUGGUGACAUUACAGACCGGCGCAAGCUGAGGGAGCAACUCCACUGCAAGAACUUCACCUGGUACCUCCAGACCGUCUACCCAGAGAUGUUCGUCCCCGACCUGACUCCAGCUUUUUACGGAGCGAUAAAAAACAAGGGCACCGAGAGCUGCCUGGACGUUGGUGAGAACAACCACGGUGGGAAACCGCUCAUCAUGUACCCCUGCCACGUGGGGGGCAACCAGUAUUUUGAGUACACGAGCCAGCGGGAGCUGCGGCACAACAUUGGGAAGGAGCUUUGCCUGCGGGCGGGCUCGGGAUCGGCCGAGCUGGGUGACUGCCAGUACAGAGGGAAGCCCGGCCGGGUGCCAGCCAGCGAGGAGUGGGACCUGGCGCAGGGCCAGCUGAUUAAAAACCCAGCCUCUGGUACGUGCUUGACGGCACGAGGGAAGCACCCGGCGAUGGUUCCCUGCAACCCAGCAGACCGCCACCAGCUCUGGUCCUUCACCUAGGCGGGGAGCAGAGAGGCCCGAGCCCCCGGCCAUCCCCAUCCGUGCUCAGGAAACCAGAAUCCAAAAAAAAAAAUUCCCCUUUUUUCUUUAUUUAAGAAGCGAAAGCCUGAAAUAUGCUGCAUUUCACGGUUGCCUUGAACUCAGUCCCGUGCCUUCGGAGUGGGGAAGCCCGGGGAGCCGAGCUCGGCCAGCGGUACCCCACAGAGCCCG
Gymnogyps californianus (California condor) is the source of this 2073-nucleotide messenger RNA. RefSeq names its product polypeptide N-acetylgalactosaminyltransferase 6 (gene GALNT6). Lineage: Eukaryota; Metazoa; Chordata; Aves; Accipitriformes; Cathartidae. Gene Ontology annotation, cellular component: Golgi apparatus. The record is from RefSeq and is a predicted model, not a curated record.